Molecule: messenger RNA, 1332 nt
Organism: Elephantulus edwardii (Cape elephant shrew)
Lineage: Eukaryota; Metazoa; Chordata; Mammalia; Macroscelidea; Macroscelididae
Gene: NEK2
Product: NIMA-related kinase 2
Exons: 8
Coding region: 1-1332 (443 amino acids)
Biological process (GO): protein phosphorylation
Molecular function (GO): ATP binding; protein kinase activity
Source: RefSeq, a predicted model, not a curated record
AUGCCUUCCCGCGCCGAAGACUAUGAGGUGCUGUCCACCAUUGGCACCGGCUCCUACGGCCGAUGCCACAAGAUCCGGAGGAGGAGCGACGGAAAGAUAUUAGUUUGGAAAGAACUUGAUUAUGGCUCCAUGACAGAGGCUGAGAAACAAAUGCUUGUUUCUGAAGUGAAUUUGCUUCGAGAACUGAAACAUCCAAACAUUGUCCGCUACUAUGAUCGAAUUAUUGACCGGACAAACACAACGCUAUAUAUUGUGAUGGAAUAUUGUGAAGGAGGGGACCUAGCUAGUGUAAUUACAAAGGGAACUAAAGAAAGACAAUACUUAGAUGAAGGGUUUAUUCUCCGAGUGAUGACUCAGUUGACUCUGGCCCUGAAGGAGUGUCAUAGGCGAAGUGAUGGAGGCCAUACCGUUCUGCAUCGGGACCUGAAACCAGCCAAUGUUUUCCUGGAUGGCAAACAAAAUGUCAAGCUUGGAGACUUUGGACUAGCUAGAAUAUUAAAUCACGAUACGAGCUUUGCAAAAACAUUUGUUGGUACACCGUAUUACAUGUCUCCAGAACAAAUCAAUCGUAUGUCCUACAAUGAGAAAUCAGAUAUCUGGUCACUGGGUUGUUUGCUGUAUGAAUUGUGUGCACUAAUGCCUCCAUUUACAGCUUUUAACCAAAAAGAACUGGCUGUGAAGAUCAGAGAAGGCAAAUUCAGGCGAAUCCCAUAUCGUUACUCUGAUGAGUUGAAUGACAUUAUUACGAGGAUGCUGAAUUUAAAGGAUUACCAUCGACCUUCUGUUGAAGAAAUUCUUGAAAACCCUUUGAUAGCAGAUUUGGUUGCAGAAGAGCAAAGAAAAAACUCUGAGAGAAGAGUGAGGCGAUCAGGAGAGUCUGAAAAGUUGCAGGAUUCCAGCCCUGUUAUGAGUGAGCUGAAACUGAAGGAGCUGCAGUUACAGGAACGAGAACGCGCCCUCAAAGCAAGAGAAGAAAGAUUGGAGCAGAAGGAACGUGAGCUGUGCAUUCGUGAGAGACUUGCAGAGGAUAAACUGGCAAGAGCGGAAAGUCUGUUGAAGAAUUACAGCCUGCUGAAGGAGCAGAAACUCUUGUCUCUGGCAAGUCAUUCAGAUUUUGACCUUCAAUCCUCAGUGAUUAAGAAGAAAGUUCAUUUCAGUGGGGGAAGCAAAGAGAAUGCCCUGAGUGAGAAUUCAGAGAGCUUGCUGACCUCCAAAUCCAAGUGCAGAGACCUGAAGAAGAGGCUGCAUGCAGCUCAGCUGCGCGCUCAAGCCCUGUCAGAUAUUGAGAAAAACUAUCACUUCAAAAGCAGACAGAUCUUGGGUAUGCGCUAG